AUGCCAUCUGAAACUCAUCAGCACGACGCGAAGCUCGAUCAGCCAUGGAAGAAAUGGCAUGAAGCUCUUAACCCAAUGGGUAUCGACGCUGUUCGUGACGGUACUCUUAUCUUGAGCCGAAACAAGCGCGGUAGCGAUAGUGGAAGCCAUGGUACAACUGCCUUGAAGAAGAAACACGUGGAUUUGAGUGCCCCAAAGGAAGUGCCAUCGAUCUGA
Cadophora gregata is the source of this 216-nucleotide messenger RNA. RefSeq lists its product as uncharacterized. NCBI's taxonomy places the organism in Eukaryota, Fungi, Ascomycota, Leotiomycetes, Helotiales, Ploettnerulaceae. The transcript has 2 exons. Bases 1 to 216 code for a protein of 71 amino acids. The record is from RefSeq and is a predicted model, not a curated record.